Molecule: messenger RNA, 6903 nt
Organism: Dothidotthia symphoricarpi CBS 119687
Lineage: Eukaryota; Fungi; Ascomycota; Dothideomycetes; Pleosporales; Dothidotthiaceae
Product: pre-mRNA splicing helicase-like protein
Exons: 1
Coding region: 174-6815 (2213 amino acids)
Cellular component (GO): nucleus
Molecular function (GO): ATP binding; nucleic acid binding
Source: RefSeq, a predicted model, not a curated record
GGCCGCGUCCGCAGCCCAAUCCUUACUUGCCCCUCGACACUUCCCCCCUAAUUACACGCAAAAUUCAUUCAGUUCACAUUCGUUCGCUCAUAUUUCGAACUGUAGCGGGAGCCGUGCCUUUCGCCUCGACAUAAUCGCGCGCGGCGCACGACAACGCGACAUCAACCGCAAUCAUGGCGAACAAGGAGAACAACCUCGCGCAGUUCAAAUAUGCGGCCAUGUCCAAUUUGGUCCUGCAGGCGGAUCGUCGGUUUACGACGCGCCGCCCGGACGAGCACACUGGCGAUCCCGAGUCGCUGGCAGGCCGCAUAAACAUCCGCGACAUGGGAGGGCGGACAGCGCGAGACGAUGCGCCCACACAGCAGAAGAAGCCCAAGGGACUCGGGUUCGAGCGGGGGAGCCUGACUGAGGGCGGCGAUGUGUUGGAGCGGGAGCAGCGCAAGCGGAAGCGGGACGACGGCACCAGCGCCUUUGGGGCCACCGCCGCCGUCGACUUCAACAUCGAGGGUCUGCGGUACAGGCCAAGGACGCCUGCAACGCGCGCCACCUUCGAGCUCAUCACGACCAUCGUGAGCAAGGCUCUCGGGGACGUGCCCGUGGCGACCACCCGAAGUGCCGCCGAUGCGGUGCUCGAAUACCUAAAGGACGACGGCCUGAAGGACUUUGACAAGAAGAAGGAGGUCGACGACCUUCUGGGCAGCUCAAUGGGUGCGAAAGAGUUCAACGAGCUGGUCAACCUGGGCAAGAAGAUCACCGACUUCGACGCGCAGGACGACGACGAUGAGGGCGACGAAGGCAUGGCGGACGCUGAUGGUGCUGAGAAUGGCGACAAUCAGGGUGUAGCUGUGGUAUUCGACGAGGAGGAGGACGAUGAAGAAGGCGCCCAGACCUUCGAGGUGCGCGACGCCGAUACUUCUGACGAAGAGGACGAGGAAGAAACGGCCGUGGAGCAAAUAGGAGGAGAUGACGCCGCAGACGGAGGUAUUGCAGACACGGAGGAAAUGAUCAUCCAGGGCGACACAACUGUCUCAGCAGACCGCAAGGACGGCGCCGACCAACUCAUACCCGCACAUGAAAUCGACGCCUACUGGUUGCAACGGCAGAUAGGACAGGUCUAUGAAGAUGCGCACACACAACAGGAGAAGACACAGGAUGCCUUGAACAUGCUCGCAGGGAUCUCGGAAGACGGCGAAGAGAAGCCCCUGCGUGAGAUUGAGAACGACCUUAUGGAACUCUUCGACUAUGAACAUCACGAGCUCGUCGCGAAACUCGUCCUCAACCGUGACAGAGUUGUCUGGGUCACGAGAUGGAGACGGGCAGCCGAAGACAACGAUGAGCGGACGGCUGUCGAGCGGGAAAUGAGGGCUGCAGGUCAGCAACAGAUUCUGCAAGAGCUGCGCGCAAGAGAGACAGGUGUCAAGGCUGAGGAAGGCUCUGGAUCUGGAAAAAUGAAGUUCAACCUGGAGAACAUCAACCUCCCAGACUCGAAAGACGUUGACAUGUCUGACGCUCCAAGGCCCGACGGCGUGGUCGGUGGACUGCAGCCAUCUAGUCGGAUGGUCAACCUCGAGAACAUCGUCUUUGACCAGGGCAACCAUCUCAUGACAAACCCAAGUGUCAAGCUGCCGCAGGGGUCCACACGUCGCCAAUUCAAGGGCUACGAAGAGAUUCAUGUGCCCGCACCGAAAGCGAAACGCGAUGCGAAUGAACCGCCAAAUAUGCCUACCUCUGAGCUACCCGACUGGGCGCGAGCAGGUUUCGGCAACUCAAAAGCACUCAACCGUGUCCAGACGAAGUGCUUCCCCACAGCGUUCAACGACGACGGCAACAUGCUCAUUUGUGCUCCUACUGGUUCCGGUAAAACCAACGUUGCCAUGUUGGCCAUGCUUCGCGAGAUUGGAAAGCAUCGAGACGCGCGGACUGGAGAGAUUGCCCUCGAUGACUUCAAGAUCAUCUAUAUCGCUCCAUUGAAGGCCCUGGUAGCCGAGCAGGUCGGUAACUUUGGCAAGCGUCUCGAACCCUACGGAAUCAAGGUUGCUGAGCUCACGGGUGAUCGCCAACUCACCAAGCAGCAAAUCAUGGAAACACAGAUCAUUGUCACCACUCCCGAGAAGUACGAUGUCAUCACCCGCAAGGCUACGGACACCAGCUACAUCAACCUCGUUCGCCUCAUUUGUAUCGACGAAAUCCAUCUUCUGCACGACGACCGUGGCCCUGUCAUUGAGAGCAUCGUGAGCAGGACGCUUCGACGCAGCGAGCAGACUGGCGACCAAGUCCGUAUCGUAGGUCUGAGUGCCACACUACCUAACUACCGCGAUGUGGCAAGCUUCCUCCGCAUAGACCCUGACAAGGGUCUUUUCCACUUCGAUGCGACUUUCCGACCGUGUCCGCUGAAGCAAGAGUUCAUUGGUGUGUCAGACAAGAAGGCCAUCAAGCAGCUCAAGACGAUGAACGAUGUCUGCUAUACGAAAGUCCUCGAACAGGUCGGCGAACAUCGUAACCAGAUGUUGAUCUUCGUACAUUCGCGAAAGGAGACGGCAAAGACGGCGAAAUACAUUCGUGACAAGGCUCUUGAAGAAGAGUCAAUAGGCAAAAUCUUGCGAUCGGAUGCUGCCAGUCGCGAAAUUUUGAGGGAGGAAGCCGAGUCUGUUCAGAAUGCUGAUCUCAAGGAUCUCAUGCCAUAUGGUUUCGGUAUCCAUCAUGCUGGUAUGUCACGAGCGGACCGUUCUUCGGUAGAAGAUCUCUUCGCCGAUGGCUCGAUUCAAGUCCUGGUCUGCACAGCAACACUCGCGUGGGGUGUCAACUUGCCGGCGCAUACCGUCAUCAUCAAGGGCACCCAGGUAUAUUCUCCUGAAAAGGGUAGCUGGGUCGAACUUAGUCCGCAAGAUGUCCUGCAGAUGCUUGGUCGAGCUGGUCGACCCCAGUACGAUACUUACGGAGAAGGUAUCAUCAUUACCACUCAGGCCGAGAUUCAGUACUACUUGUCUCUCUUGAAUCAACAGCUACCUAUCGAGUCUCAGUUUAUCAGCAAACUUUCAGACAAUCUCAAUGCCGAGAUUGUUUUGGGCAAUGUCCGCACCAGAGACGAAGGUGUUGACUGGCUCGGGUACAGUUAUCUGUACGUGCGCAUGCUUCGUUCCCCAGGGCUCUACCGAGUUGGUCCUGAGUACGAAAACGACACGGUCUUGGAACAGAGACGUGUAGACCUUAUUCACGCGGCAGCACACGAACUGGAAAAAUGCAGUCUUAUUAAAUACGACAAGAAGACGGGAUCUUUACAGCCAACGGAACUGGGCAGAGUGGCAUCUCACUACUACAUCACCCACAACUCUAUGAAGACCUACAACAUGCAUAUCCAGCCCGGUAUCACUGCUAUCGAGCUGUUCCGAGUCUUCGCCCUCAGCGAGGAGUUCAAGUACAUUCCUGUGCGACAAGAUGAGAAGCUGGAACUCGCGAAACUUCUCGGUCGCGUACCAAUACCUGUCAAAGAGGGCGUCGAAGAAGCUCAAGCCAAGAUCAAUGUCCUCCUCCAAGCCUACAUCUCUCGACUCAAAUUGGAUGGCCUGGCGCUCAUGGCCGAUCUGGUGUAUGUCACUCAGUCUGCUGGACGUAUUCUGCGUGCGAUCUUCGAGAUUUGUCUGAAGAAGGGCUGGUCUCAGGUCGCAAAGUUAGCUCUCGACAUGUGCAAGAUGGCGGAGAAGCGAAUGUGGCCGACCAUGACACCACUUCGACAGUUCCCUCUAUGCCCUAGAGAUGUCCUGCAGAAGGCUGAACGAAUUGAUGUGCCUUGGUCCAGCUACUUCGGUCUCGACCCACCCAGCAUGGGUGAACUUCUGGGUAUGCCAAAGGCGGGCAGGACUGUUUGCCAGCUUGUUGAGAAGUUCCCACGUCUUGAGAUUGAGGCAACUCCUAGACCAAUUACGAGGUCUCUUCUCAAGAUGGAGCUCACAAUCAGGCCGAACUUUGUCUGGGACUCUUCAGUGCAUGGUGCUUCUGAGGCAUUCUGGAUUCUUGUUGAAGACUGCGAUGGCGAGCAGAUUUUGUUCCAUGACCAGUUUAUCCUUCGUAAGGAUUAUGCUGAGGGGGAUAUGAACGAGCAUCUGGUCGAGUUGACUGUGCCUAUCGACGAGCCAAUGCCACCGAACUAUUUCAUUACUGUCCUCUCCGACCGAUGGAUGGCGUCUGAGACUAAGCUAGCCGUUUCUUUCCAGAAGCUCAUCCUGCCAGCCAAGUUCCCAGCUCACACCCCUGUUUUGGACCUCCAGUCAUUGCCUGUCUCUGCCUUAAAGAAGAAGGAAUACAUGAACUUGUAUGAAGAUAUCAACCGCUUCAACAAGGUACAGACUCAGGUGUUCAACUCUCUCUACACUACGGACGACAACGUCUUUGUUGGUGCUUCGGCAGGUAUUGGCAAGACCUUGUGUGCCGAGUUUGCCAUUCUACGACACUGGUCUAGCGGCAACGAAGGUCGGAUUGUAUACUUGGCUCCCUUCCAGGAACUCGUAAACAACCAGUUCAAGAACUGGAAUGCGCGCUUGUCUGGCCUUGGUGGAGGCAAAGAUGUUGUCAAGCUCACUGGCGAGACCACGGCAGAUCUGCGAUUGCUCGAGAAGGGCGACCUUAUUCUUGCUACACCAUCCCAGUGGGACUCUCUCUCCCGUCAAUGGCAACGACGAAAGAACGUUCAAUCUGUAGCGCUGCUGGUUGCUGAUGAGCUGCACAUGCUCGGCGGUGCCGGUGGUCAUGUCUACGAGAUUGUUGUCUCUCGUAUGCAGGCUAUGGCAGCUCAACUCGAAUCCAAAUUGCGUAUUGUCGGUCUCAGCGUUUCCCUCUCGAACGCACGAGACAUCGGCGAAUGGAUUGGCGCGAGCAAGCACACCAUCUACAACUUCAGCCCUGGUGUUCGCGCAGUACCGCUGGAAUUGAAAAUCCAGGCAUUCAGCAUUCCUCAUUUCCCCUCAAUGAUGAUGGCAAUGGCUAGGCCUACUUACUCUGCCAUCACCCAGACUUCGCCCGAUAAGCCAGCGAUGAUCUUUGUGCCAAGCAGAAAGCAAGCUCGUUCGUCUGCUGUUGACCUGUAUGCUGCUUGUGUUGCCGACGAUGACGACGAUCGUUUCCUCAACGCAUCACUAGAUGAGAUUCAGCCUAUCCUUGAGAAAGUCAAUGAGCGCGCGCUUUCUGAAUCACUCUCACACGGUAUUGGAUACUUCCACGAGGCCUUGAACCCAUUCGACAAGAAAGCUGUUCAGCAUCUGUUCAAGGUUGGCGCUAUUCAAGUGUUGAUAGUGUCUCGUGAUGCUUGCUGGGAGAUCGACAGCAGUGCUCAUCUGGUCAUCGUUCAGGGUACACAGUUCUUCGAGGGUCGUGAACACCGUUACGUCGAUUACCCGGCCAGCGAAAUCCUACAGAUGUUCGGCAAGGCAGGUAGGGUGGGACAAGACAAGUCGGCGAAGGGUGUUCUUAUGUUGCCUGCGGUCAAGCGUGACUUCUACAAGAAGUUCUUGAACGAAGCGCUGCCAAUCGAAAGCUACCUUCACGACUACCUGCAUGAUGCCUUCGUUGCAGAGAUCAGCGCGAAGACGAUCGAGUCUACGCAGGAAGCUGUCGACUGGUCUACCUACACCUACUUCUACCGUCGUCUCCUUGCCAACCCUAGCUACUACAACCUUCACGACACAUCACAUGAAGGUCUCAGCGCACAUUUGUCUGAGCUUGUAGAGCAGACACUGAAGGAGCUGUCGGACGCCAAUCUCAUUGAGCACGAUGAAGAAGAGGACGCCAUCACGCCUCUCAACCCAUGCAUGAUUGCAGCAUACUACAACAUUUCCUUCAUCACGAUGCAAACACUCAUGAUGUCGCUCAAUGGCCGAACCAGCCUGAAGGGUGUACUGGAGAUUAUCACAGCUGCCACAGAGUUCGAAGAUAUCCAGAUCCGUCGACACGAGAACCACAUCCUGUCGCGCAUCUACGACCGCGUCCCCUUCAAGAUGCAAGACGCGAACUUCGAAACUCCCCACUUUAAGGCCUUCAUUUUGCUUCAAGCCCACUUCUCCCGCAUGCAGCUACCCAUCGAUCUCGCCAAAGACCAAGAAAUUGUUAUCCGCAAGGUCCUCAACAUCCUUAGUGCGAGUGUCGACGUCCUCUCUUCGGAGGCGCACCUUAACGCCAUGUCCGCCAUGGAGCUUUCCCAGAUGGUCGUCCAAGCGAUGUGGCAAAAGGACUCAGCACUCAAGCAGAUCCCGCACUUCGAUGCCGACACCAUCAAAGCGAGUCAGAAAUUCGGCAUCAACGACGUCGACGACUUCAUCAACGCCAUGGACGAAGACGAAAACCCAGACUACAAGAAGCUCAUCGCUGCGCUCGACGUCGACCAACGCCAACUCGCAGACAUUGCAAACUUCACAAACAACUACUACCCCAACAUCGAGCUUGAGCAUGAGCUCGUCGACCCAGAGAAUAUUGCGUCCAACUCCCCCGCGCAGAUCAAGGUCCGUGUCACUCGCAACAUCGACGAGGAUGAGGAGCUCAAGACAGAGGUCCACGCGCCGUUUUACCCGAGCGAAAAGACGGAGAGCUGGUGGCUGGUCGUAGGCGACCAGAAGGAGCACACGCUACUGGCCAUCAAGAAGGUUACUAUUGCGCGGAAAUUGGAGACGGUGUUGGAGUUUACACUCGAGAGGCCUGGCGAGCAUGAGCUUACGCUUUCGCUGGUUAGCGAUAGUUAUCUGGGCGUUGAUCAGGCGCCGAGCUUCAAGGUUGUUGCUGCGGAGGGUAUGGAGGAGGAUAGUGAGGAGGAAGAUGAGGAGGAAGAAUAGGUUAUUGGAGAACGGGUUGAUGUGUCGUAAAAUUGGGGUUUGUGGCGUUUUCGUGGAGUUGUGUGUACGUGGACUUUCGUGUAUCAUA